CAUACAAACAAAACCCAUCUACAACAACGCACCACCCCCAUCUACCCGCGCGCGUCUAUCCUUCCUCCUCUCUACCUUAAACUCGCUCGCCCGCUCACAUCCCCUAUCACGAUUCAAACCCCAUUUUACCCUCUCAACAGAAAAAGAAAAAAUCAGCAAAGAAUCUACAUAUCUAUACAGCCUUUCAUCUUCCCUAGCACUACUAUCUCUUAUCCUACUGUCUCCUCCUCCUCUUCACUCCACUACAUUACACUACACUACACUGCACUGCACUAUACACUCUCUUAUCCCCCUCAAGUCCUCUAUGAGAAAAGAAAAAAGGGGAUAAAAAUGAUGGGACAUGAAUAUACUACACCACCCACCAUGGACAGAAAAGCCAAAAAAAAGAAGAGGAAGAGAAAAGAGGAAAAGAAAGAGGAACAAGAAAGACAAAAAAAAAGAUUAGAAUUGUUUCCUAUUACAAUCAUAUAUAUAGGUAUGUGAUUGCGUGAGUACAAAAUAGGCAAAACACGCACUACUCAGACAACAUACACACUUAUGUAUACUCGCACGCACGCUAGCUAUAUAUACAUAAAUAAAUAUACAUACAUAUAUAUAUAUAUAUAUAUAUAUGCCCAACCACACAACAACCCUCCCCAUCUUACUCCAUCCAUCACACCCAUCUCGUACCUAGCUAGCCGACCCAUCCCCAUCCCCAUCCACAUCCACAUCCACACAUCCACACACGUAGCAACAAACCACCCAUUUCGUAAUCACAUCCCUACCACAUCACAAUCACAAUCACAUUGCAUGAACGAGCUCGCUCGGCGGGCCGACCCGCUGUAUGCUUCCGGCACAUAGUCACCGCGACCACCCACCAGUGAUACACUACUGCAAGGGCAUGUAU
Periconia digitata is the source of this 886-nucleotide messenger RNA. The record is from the annotation of a GenBank genome assembly. Lineage: Eukaryota; Fungi; Ascomycota; Dothideomycetes; Pleosporales; Periconiaceae.